AUGAAAUUCCUCGUAUUCGGACUCGCUCUCCUCGUGGCCGGAGCCUCGGCUUUCCCCGAAGCUCAGGUUUCUGAGCUCCAAGGGCGCGACUUUGUUGACAACAUCAAAAGGAUCAUUGAUCUUUUCCGUCAGCUGAUCAUCGACAACAAUUAUGACCCAUUCAUUGUAGCCCGAAGUAAUCGCGAAGUAGUCUACCUACCACACGUUAACCUCCAAUACUUGGUGGAAGAACUGGAAAUCACUGGUGCCAGCAACAUCGUCAUCCACCAAUUGGACUACUCUAACAUCUUCAACCGAUUCCGUUACGACUUAGAACUCCCCGAGCUCGCAUUCAGCCUUGGAAAUGCCAAAAUCAAUGGUUUGCUGUUAUCCCGAAACCUCAACUCUGAACUCGCUGGCUCCCUGAAAAUCUCCGGCGUCCGUCUCUCCGGUGAAGCUUACGUGACCAUUGACAUUCUUGCGGGUGGUGCCAUCAACAUUGACUCUCUCGAAGCUCGUUUUGACCUUGCAGGACUUGAGGCUGAGAUUGAAGUCAUCGUUCAAGAAAACGACCAAAGUGAACGUGUAAACGUUUUCAUCAACGAAAGAAUCCCCGCCUGGAUCAAGGAUAACGAGAGUGACAUCAACCGUGUCCUCGGAACCGUCAUCAGGACCAUUGCUCAGUACCUCCUGAACCGUUAA
This is a messenger RNA of Pieris macdunnoughi, 681 nucleotides long. The record is from the annotation of a GenBank genome assembly. NCBI's taxonomy places the organism in Eukaryota, Metazoa, Arthropoda, Insecta, Lepidoptera, Pieridae.